Toxorhynchites rutilus septentrionalis is the source of this 1360-nucleotide messenger RNA. Its product is annotated as actin, muscle-type A2-like. Gene Ontology annotation, biological process: mitotic cytokinesis. Bases 90 to 1220 code for a protein of 376 amino acids. The record is from RefSeq and is a predicted model, not a curated record. Lineage: Eukaryota; Metazoa; Arthropoda; Insecta; Diptera; Culicidae. The transcript has 2 exons.
GGCGGGCCAGUCUUUUCUUGGCCGCGAUAUAAUCUGCUCGGGAAGUUGGUUCUUUAGCUUCGACGUUUCGGUAGCGAAGAGUGCGCAAAAUGUGUGACGACGAUGCUGGAGCGCUUGUCAUUGACAAUGGAUCCGGAAUGUGCAAGGCCGGUUUCGCUGGUGAUGAUGCCCCACGUGCUGUCUUCCCCUCGAUUGUCGGUCGUCCACGUCACCAGGGUGUAAUGGUUGGCAUGGGCCAGAAAGAUUCUUAUGUCGGUGAUGAGGCCCAAUCGAAGCGGGGUAUCCUCACCCUGAAGUAUCCUAUCGAACACGGUAUCAUUACUAACUGGGAUGAUAUGGAGAAGGUUUGGCACCACACCUUCUACAAUGAACUGCGUGUUGCCCCGGAGGAGCAUCCAGUUCUGCUAACCGAGGCUCCACUGAACCCUAAAGCAAAUCGUGAACGUAUGGCUCAGAUCAUGUUCGAGACAUUCAACACACCGGCCAUGUACGUCGCCAUUCAAGCUGUUUUAUCUUUGUAUGCUUCCGGUCGUACCACCGGUAUUGUCGCGGAUUCCGGUGAUGGUGUCUCACAUACGGUUCCAAUUUUUGAGGGAUAUGCCCUGCCACAUGCCAUUCUCCGUCUUGAUCUGGCUGGACGAGAUUUGACUGACUACUUAAUGAAGAUCAUGACUGAACGUGGAUAUUCUUUCACAACCACCGCUGAGCGAGAGAUUGUUCGAGACGUCAAAGAGAAACUGUGUUACGUUGCCCUUGAUUUUGAACAGGAAUCUAUGACUGCUGCCAACUCAUCAUCAUUGGAGAAGUCCUACGAAUUGCCUGACGGUCAGGUAAUCUCAAUUGGUGCUGAGCGGUUCCGCUGCCCAGAAGCACUCUUCCAACCUGCGUUUAUUGGUAUGGAGAACUGUGGAGUGCACGAGACUGUUUACAACGCCAUCAUGCGAUGCGAUGUAGACAUCCGAAAGGAUCUGUACGCCAAUAUUGUACUUUCGGGAGGUUCUACCAUGUAUCCAGGUAUUGCCGAUCGCAUGCAGAAGGAAAUCACUGCCCUCGCGCCCACCACCAUCAAAAUCAAGAUCAUUGCACCGCCAGAACGUAAAUACUCCGUAUGGAUCGGCGGGUCCAUCCUCGCUUCCCUGUCCACCUUCCAGUCGAUGUGGAUCUCGAAGCAGGAAUAUGAUGAGUCUGGUCCAUCUAUCGUGCAUCGCAAGUGUUUCUAGAGUUGGUUGGGGAUCGAAUGAAAGCGCGAUUCGGGUUCUUGUAUUUAUUAAGAUUCGUUUAAUUAUUGUAAUAAUUAUUUUAUAAUGUUUAUUUUCAAACAAGGAAUGAACAAUGUGCUUACUAUUUAAGUUAAAAUGAA